AUGCCUCUAAUAUCUGCCAUAGAGGUGGAAAACACUAAAAGCCAUGUCCGGGAGAGGAUUACGUCUGCCAAAGCAUGGGAAUUGCCAAAGCAGCCAACUACUUUUGCGCCCGAAGGCACCUGGACUAAUAUCGACAACGAUGUGACGCCCGUCCAACGACGCAUCUGGGGUCAUUGGGCUCUGUUAGGGUACUGGAUGAGUGAUAUACUGUCUACUCAAUCAUGGGAAGGAGCUUCGACGAUCAUAUCAGGCGGCUUGACAUACCGAGAGGCCUUGUUGUGUCUCAUUAUGGGGACUGUCAUUAUUGCAAUCCCAAUUUCGUUCAAUGGCUCUAUCGGCGCAAAACUACGAGUACCAUAUCCUGUUGCUUCUCGUGCCAGUUUUGGUUUUGUCUUUUCCAGAGUACCAGUCAUUAUUCGUAUGGUGACGGCCCUGUUUUGGCAUGCCAUUCAAACUUAUGCAGGAUCGACAGCAAUGACGCAGGUGAUUCGAGCUAUCUGGCCUUCGUAUCUGAAUAUUCCAAAUCAUCUUCCGGAAAGUGCAGGCAUUACCACCCAGCAAAUGGUGUCUCAUUUAAUUUUUUGGACCGUGCAGCUACCAUUCUUGCUGACUCCGCCGCAUAAAUUGCGCUGGUUCUUCGUUUUUAAAGCAGGGGUUGUGACCACGGCGGCGGUGGGCACGGUUAUUGGCAUGUGCAAGUUGGCUGGAGGCACAGGGGAUAUUUGGAACCAGAAGCCACAUUAUACUGGGUCAACACGAUCUUGGAUGAUCCUCUCGUACAUGACUUCUUUAAGUGGUGGAUGGGCCACAAUGGCAACAAACAUACCAGAUUACACGCGCUACUUGAGAAAGCCGCGCGGAAUCUGGUUGCAGGCCGUGACAGUCCCGGUGAUUUGCACCUUCAUCGGGGUCCUCGGUAUCAUCACGACCAGUGCUAGCAAUGUCCUUUACGGGCAGUAUAUCUGGGACCCUGUAGAAGUCGCGAGCCACUGGGACGGCCCAGGCGGUCGAGCAGCCGCGUUCUUCGUCGGUCUUGCAUGGGUUGUCGCGCAGAUCGGUGUCAAUGUAUCGGCCAACGUGAUUUCGUUUGCCAACGACUUGACUUCUCUCUGCCCUCGCUACAUCAACAUCCGACGCGGAGCGGUAAUCGCCACUAUUAUUGGAGGCUGGGUCAUGGUCCCUUGGAAGAUUGUGUACUCGGCUACUAGCCUGAUUAACUUCAUGGGCGCGCUAUCCAUCUUCCUCUCGCCUAUCGCCGCCAUCCUAAUUGCUGAUUUCUGGGUCAUAAAGAACCAAGCAAUUGACGUUCCGGCCCUGUAUCGCCCGCACUCGCGGUAUCACUAUGUUGGGGGUUGUAACUGGCGCGCAGGUGUGGCCAUGCUUGUGUCGUUAGGUCCCAAUUUGCCGGGACUUGUCAACGCGGUGAAUCCGAGCAUUGAUAUUGGCGGUGCAAUCAAGGUUUAUGAUUUUAAUUAUCUUUGGGGCUUCAGUAGUGCGUUUGUUGUGUAUAUUGUUUCGAGUCUUGUUUUUCCUGCACCGGAUACGCUUGUGCCCGUGACUAUUCAUGAUGAUGGCGAUUUGUAUGUGGGCGAGGCUGUAAUGGAAGAAGAAGGUGCUGUGAUACCAGAGAAGCAAGUCUGA
This is a messenger RNA of Talaromyces rugulosus, 1641 nucleotides long. RefSeq lists its product as uncharacterized. The record is from RefSeq and is a predicted model, not a curated record. Gene Ontology annotation, biological process: transmembrane transport; nucleobase transport. The transcript has a single exon. Gene Ontology annotation, molecular function: nucleobase transmembrane transporter activity. Gene Ontology annotation, cellular component: plasma membrane. Bases 1 to 1641 code for a protein of 546 amino acids. Lineage: Eukaryota; Fungi; Ascomycota; Eurotiomycetes; Eurotiales; Trichocomaceae.